UAUUAGAAAUUAACACAAACACUCUGCCAUACUUGCCAAAUUACUCUUCAACACUCACCAUCCAAACACCAAAACAAUGGCCGCCAUUUUCUCUCAGUUAUCUUCUCUCCAAUCACCGGAAAACCUCUCCUUCUCCUCCAUUUCCACUCUCUCCCACUCCGGCAAGCAAUCGUCUCACUUUUCCGGUGUAAUCGUAUCUUCUCCUAUCACAUUUCCGGCGAUACGUCAACGCAUCUCAUGCCAAACCACCUCUUCAGCAGCAGCUCCUUCUUCCUCGGUUAUUGCAAAAGGAAAUGCCAGUCAAAAGGACUUUCUACACAUUAAUGAUUUCGAUAAAGCCACUAUUUUGAACAUCUUGGAUCGAGCCAGAGAGGUUAAAGAGUUACUGAAAUCAGGAGAGAGGACAUAUCUCCCAUUCAAGGGUAAAACUAUGGCGAUGAUUUUUGCUAAGCCUUCCAUGAGGACACGUGUUUCUUUUGAGACAGGUUUUUACUUGCUUGGAGGACAUGCAAUCUAUUUGGGACCAAAUGAUAUACAGAUGGGUAAGCGGGAAGAAACUCGUGAUGUUGCCCGUGUUCUUUCUCGCUAUAAUGAUAUCAUUAUGGCUAGAGUUUUUGCUCAUCAGGACAUUCUUGAUCUAGCUAAAUAUGCAACUGUGCCUGUGAUCAAUGGCCUGACAGACUAUAACCAUCCUUGUCAAAUAAUGGCUGAUGCCCUUACAAUGAUUGAACAUGUCGGCCAGCUGGAAGGAACUAAGGUUGUCUAUGUUGGAGAUGGAAAUAACAUAGUGCAUUCGUGGCUGCUUCUGGCUGCGGUGAUUCCAUUCCACUUUGUUUGUGCCUGCCCCAAAGGUUUUGAACCUGAUCAGGAAACAGUUGAGAAAGCACGACAAGCUGGAUUCAGCAAAAUCGAGAUAACUAAUGAUCCAAAAGAAGCUGUUAGAGACGCUGAUGUUGUCUAUGCAGAUGUCUGGGCCAGCAUGGGACAGAAGGAAGAAGCCGCACAUCGCCGCCAAGUAUUUCAAGGAUUCCAGGUGGAUGAACAACUGAUGAAACUAGCUGGAAAAAAAGCGUACUUUAUGCAUUGUUUGCCGGCAGAAAGAGGAGUGGAAGUUACCGAUGGUGUGAUCGAAGCACCAAACUCCAUUGUGUUCCCUCAAGCUGAGAAUCGCAUGCAUGCGCAAAAUGCAAUUAUGCUUCGUGUUCUUGGCUUGUAAAUGCCCUUCAUUUGGCUUAAAGCACAACCUUCUUAGGACCUAGAAGCAAAUUUCCUUCUUUUCUCCCUAAACUAUACUUUGUUUGGAACAUUGAAGAACUUAGACCCUCGUUGUGCAUAUAAUUUGAACUUUUCUAGUAUUAAUUUGACACUCGU
Messenger RNA from Solanum stenotomum, 1371 nucleotides. Its product is annotated as ornithine transcarbamylase, chloroplastic-like. Gene Ontology annotation, molecular function: ornithine carbamoyltransferase activity; amino acid binding. Bases 77 to 1216 code for a protein of 379 amino acids. The record is from RefSeq and is a predicted model, not a curated record. The transcript has 5 exons. Gene Ontology annotation, cellular component: intracellular membrane-bounded organelle. NCBI's taxonomy places the organism in Eukaryota, Viridiplantae, Streptophyta, Magnoliopsida, Solanales, Solanaceae. Gene Ontology annotation, biological process: L-citrulline biosynthetic process.